AUGCAGCUCUUACAGCUGGUUUUCUGCGCCUUGCUGGUCCUUCUUGUCUCAGCUCAAGAAAGAUAUCCUGGUCCGCAAAGGACGGAAAUGGAAGAUGGCAAAGAAGUUUGGAAGACAAAGAUACAAGGCUUCAGCGAUACACUUACCUACAGGGGUACCUCCGUUAACCCACAUCGAAGCCUUGAAGUUAACGAUCUCCAGAGCAGGGGUGCCCGCCCCAAGAUGGUCUACAACUGUGCAGUUGUCCCAGCCCUCUGCAACAACGCCCGGGCCAAGCUCAACGGCGGCUCCACAGCCACGUUUCACUACGACUCUGAUGAUAGGAAGAGUAACCGCAAGAACGCCCGUCGGGACACCAGCUGUCCGGGGAACUGGAAAGAUUCGCACACAUGCCCCGAAAGCAACCAGCCACGCGAAUUCUGGUUCACGAAGCCGGGGAAAACGACACUCGAGAAGAAGGCAGUUGAGAUGUGGAGGGGAAAGCGUGGCCAGGACCCGCCGGAUCGGGCACAGUUCGCUGAAUUGGUCAAGAUCGAGUACGAUAACGGCAUUGGGACCGAGACCUGGAGGAGGCUAGGGGCCCAGCUCUCAUGCGACGAAUGGCCAGCGGCAUCUUGGAUCGAAGGGGGUGCAGGAGCAAAUACGUAUUGCGCGCCGAUAUUUGCUAAAUGUGAGACCGUCAAACUGAGGACAGAACAAAACUUUCAGGCUGGUAUCCAUGGCCAGAUCGGCGUGAGCGGCUCCACCCUUAGCCCUAUGUAUAUAGAUAUCAUGCUGAUCCCCUUCACACAACAGAAUUGGUACAACAAUUUCUACCCACAGUGGCCAGAAAAUACAACAUGGACCGACAACGCGGAAAUAAUCCACAACUUGAAUUGGGCGAUUUUUAAAGUUGACUUUGAGCUGGUGAAUGAUGGUGGCCACAAGUAUGCCGCCUGGCUGGAGUCGAAGGGGCGUAAACGAUACUGCGUUCCCGCGGUGGGUGAUGAUGACUGCAAAGUAGAAUGGGACGAGGAUCCCGAUGGCUUUUUCGACCAACUGCCGUAG
Molecule: messenger RNA, 1047 nt
Organism: Aspergillus versicolor CBS 583.65
Lineage: Eukaryota; Fungi; Ascomycota; Eurotiomycetes; Eurotiales; Aspergillaceae
Exons: 4
Coding region: 1-1047 (348 amino acids)
Source: RefSeq, a predicted model, not a curated record